CAAAACCUAAGCUCUACAUAAGGACGCCCUGCUGUCCGAGCCCACCGACUUUGCUUGCUUCAGCAAUUGACUCGUUCUCGCCCGCGCUACCACGGCUGCACCUGAAACGUGCGUGUGUCCACUCUUAUCUGGAGCAUCUAGAUCACGGGCGCUGCCUUUCAAGGUCCGCCAGUCUCGCGGCCACCGCGGCCGACUGCAUCGCCGCGCGGGAGUUUGCUGAGGUAGCCCCGUUGGCACAACGGACGCGCUAGCCUGCGCGCGAUGCCGGCGACCUACCUCUCUGCAACACCCCAUCAAGCAAUCAUGGCGCCUGCAGCGGCCUCGCUCGUGACUCCCGUUCUCGGCGCGGCCACGUCGGCUGGAUGGCGUCUGGCACGGCACGGACCCGUGCUGCCAGCCCCGGCCUGCAUCUCGCCCGCCGCCGCCUCCCACGUAACCCGCGCCGCCUUGACAACUGCCGACGUCUCCACCACCGGCGCCGCUAGUGGCGGAGCCUGCGCAGCCGGCAGGCGUCACCUGGUCCAUGCAACCCCCCGCGCGCUCGGGGCGAAGAGUGCCCGCAGCCAAGCCGUGCUGCCGCUCCAGAGCCCCCCGCAGCCCGGCGCGCCCCGGCGGCGCGCCUUACCAUCCACAACAACGGUUAGCGCGCUGCCGGAGUUCGUUGGCGCGCUGGCGGCGUCGCCGUACCGCGAUUAUUACGUGCUGGCGGGCGCGGCGGUUGGCGCUGUGGUGUGGGUCAAGCUCUUCGACUACCUGGCCGCCAACGGCACGCUGGAGCAGAAGCUGAGCCGCAAGCUGGUGCACACCACCACCGGCCCCAUCUUUGUGCUCACAUGGGCACUAUUCAGUGCGAACCCCAUGGCUCGUGUGCUGGCGGCGGUGGUGCCCAUGCUCAACUUCAUGAGGCUGUUCGCGGUGGGCACGGGUCUGGUGUCGGACCCGGGUCUGGUCAACUCGGUCAGCCGCAGCGGCGACCGCACAGAGCUGCUCAAGGGCCCGCUGUUCUACGUGGUGACGCUGGUGGCUGCCACAGUGCUGUGCUGGCGGGACAACCCCGCGGGCCUGAUCGCGGUGAGCAUGAUGUGCGGCGGCGACGGCCUGGCAGACAUCGUGGGGCGGCGGCUGGGGCGCGGCAACCCCCUGCCGUACAACACACAGAAGAGUGUGGCGGGCAGUGUGGCCAUGCUGGUGGGCGGGUAUGGCAUGGCAUACGGACUGAUUUCGCUCUUCUGCGGGCUGGGCUUCUUCGCCUGCUACCCGCCCGCCACGCUGUUCGGCUGCCUGGGCGCCGUGGCCCUCGCCGCCACCGCUGUAGAGUCCCUGCCCAUCAACAAGUGGGUCGACGACAACGUGAGCGUGCCGAUAGUGGCGGCAGCGCUCAGCCUGGUGCUGCUGCCGCAGCCGGCGGAAGCGGCGGCCGCGGUCGCGUCCGCGGCGGCGGCGGUGGUGCCCGUGGCGGCGGCGGGCAUGGCGGUGACGACGGUGGCGGCGGCGGCGGCGGGCUCGAUCAGCCUGUCGGUGUGAGAGGAUGGCUAGGACAGGAGGAAGGACACCGGGUAUGUGCGGUUGACAUACAGCAGGUCAGCUUGUAGGUUCUACCUAAAUCAUUCGUAACAUGUAUGAGACUCGCUUGGCGUUAAGACUUAGAAUUACGGGCCUGCAUUUCAUCACGAUUGGCGCACUGAUCGGGUCGUGGUUUACGGGUUGCGGCACCCACGGAUUCCCGUCCAGAGCUCGUGCCGCGGGUGUGAGCUCUGUGCGCCGUGUGCGGUAUGCGGUGAGCAAGUGCUGCGGCCAGGUCUAUACCGGCCGCGCUCUCGACUGUGAGAAACAGUUUCCUUUUAUGGCAUCUGGUGAAUGUCGCUGGUGUGUGUUUUUCGAAAACACCAGCUCCUGUUUUGGGCCGGUGCCGGCAACCGGCGCCGUGCGUGCAUGCAUGAUGCAACGGCUUGGGUGCUGCUUGGGGAGCCCUGUGUACAAUUACUCUAUUAGAAGUUUUGCCGUCGACCAGAUUCCUGCCAAACACUCGGUGUGGUGUGGUGCGGGGGCUGAGGGCACGGUCAUUGCUUGACUGAGUGAGAGCUUGAGAGCCGCGGGCGUGUUUCGUCUUCGUUGCAAUGGCACGCAGGCAGACAGGCAAGUCCACAGGCCGGCAGUCGGACUGUCUCAGCGGCCAGACACAUUCAAUUGGCCAGACACAUUCUGUCCCCCUGGCGGCUGGUUGAUCUAAUGCUUAGUGAACAUGACGUGCAACACAGUAGCGAGGACGGGCGGGGGGGGGGACGGAUCCUAUGCACGCCCCCUCACAAGUCUCUGAGACUUGGAUGCUGAUGCAUGUGUGGCGCCCUGCGCGUGUGUGCACGGGAAGGGAAGACGAACGGGCGUGGCCCGGGUGCCCACGGAUUCAAGUAUGCGUGGGAUAGCUGGCAUGCGGACGUGCGUGUUCGCAUCCUUUUUUGGCGGCUGUGUGGCUAUAAUCCCGCAUAGUGUCAGUUCGGGAUGCCUGCCCGACGGGUUUACGGUACAUCGGGCAUUUUGACGAAAGCGACCUCGCCGAUUGCCCCGGUGCCGUGUCGCUGUGCUGAUGAUGCAUUCAUUCCUGGUGCACGCGCGGAACUAGUCGACACAAGUUACGGGCAGUACCGGGCCACCAACUAGCUGAUGUUGGUGGUGCUGUUGGUGGCGGUGUGGCUGCGGCGGCGAGGUACGGUAGCUGGCGCGGUAGCUGGCGUGGAGUGGACAGGGCAGGGGAGGGGAGGGCUGGUGGCGGGGCUACUGGGGUGGCCACGCCGCAAUGCGGCUGGGGCGUACCUGCAGCCUGCAGGUGCAGCAGCCCUCGGCACAUGCGGGGCGUCGGGACCAAUCCGCAGAUCGGGUGGUGAGGCGGCUUGGGGAGGAGUGAUGGGCCGGAUGCAGGCUGGCGUGUCAGGCUGUGUCACAGAGCCGAGGCCGGACUGGGGGGCGAGGUGUGUGAGUGUUCGCGGCGGGACCGUCGGAGGGAGGAGGCGGCGGCGGAUGAGCAGGGAAAGGUGGCGCGAGGGCUGGUUGACUUUUGACACUAGGCAUGACACCUGAGACUGAGACUGAGACCGAGAUGAGACAUUGAGACCCGUAGAGCACGUCUUGCAUUGGCCCUGCAACGUGCAGGCAUGCAUUUGCACUGUAGCCGUGGCGCAUGUCCCGUCCCGAUCU
Messenger RNA from Chlamydomonas reinhardtii, 3192 nucleotides. RefSeq lists its product as uncharacterized. The transcript is spliced from 7 exons. Lineage: Eukaryota; Viridiplantae; Chlorophyta; Chlorophyceae; Chlamydomonadales; Chlamydomonadaceae. The coding region runs from base 262 to 1524 and encodes 420 amino acids. Gene Ontology annotation, molecular function: kinase activity. The record is from RefSeq and is a predicted model, not a curated record.